Messenger RNA from Penicillium egyptiacum, 1542 nucleotides. The record is from the annotation of a GenBank genome assembly. NCBI's taxonomy places the organism in Eukaryota, Fungi, Ascomycota, Eurotiomycetes, Eurotiales, Aspergillaceae.
AUGGCGAACCCAGAAGCCGAACGUAAUGUUUUGGAGCAGCACUCGCUUUACGAGAAGGGUUCACCAGAAGUCCAGAAUACGAACGGAGGGAACCAAUCGUCAGUCUCAGAUGGCGAUGAGAGUGAGUACCCUACAGGCUUAAGGCUGAUGUUUGUGGUGGUUGCCUCGAUCGUUGCAAUCUUUCUUACCUCGUUGGAUUCCUCUCUUGGGGAUGUGGCUUGGUAUGGCUCGGCCUUCUUCCUGGCUACUGCUAGUUUCCAAACAGCAUGUAAGCUCCGUAUCUUUUUCUGGUCUUCGCCUCUGAUAGAAAUGACCAGGGGCCAAGGCGUAUGGGUUUUUCAGCCUGAAAAUUACGUUCCUGCUAGCCAUCUUUCUUUUCGAAGUUGGAAGUCUAAUAUGCGGCGUUGCACCAACCUCGGUGGCACUGAUAAUUGGCCGUGCGAUUGCAGGCGUGGGUGCCGCAGGUGUCAACACUGGUUCGUUCACCCUGGCUGCCUUCUGUGCACCCCUGCACCCCCCAAGAAAAGACCUAUCUUCACGGGUUUGAUCGGUCUCUCGUCCGGUGAGUUCUCCAAAUCUCUAUGUAGAAGUGAGCUGACUGAUGUAGGAAUUGCAUCCGUCGUGGGGCCACUCCUUGGUGGUGUCUUUACAGAAAAGGCCUCAUGGAGAUGGUGUUUCUAUAUCAACCUGCCCGUCGGCGCUGUGUCCGCGCUCUUCAUUAUCGUCUUUUUUCAAAUUCCGGCUGCCUCGAAAUCCCACGAUAAUGCUUCUUUAUGGUCUAAGUUCCUUCAGAUGGACCCCAUUGGAAUCUUUUUGAUGCUGGCCUGCGUCACCUGUUAUAUUCUCGCGAUGCAAUAUGGGGGUGAUAGUUAUGCCUGGAACAGCUCGGUUGUCAUUGGCUUAAUUGUCGGAUUCGUCCUAAUCCUAGCUGUUCUUUGUGGAUGGGAACUAUACAUGGGCGAGAUGGCGAUGUCUUGCCCUCGUUUGGUGAAGCGAUAUGCAGUGCCUUCGGCCGUGGGUUUCUUCUUUUUGGCUCAUACAUUGUGGUCAUCUAUUACCUGCCUAUCUACUUUCAAAGUAUUGACGGCGUGUCUGCUAUUGGUUCAGUGGCGUCUUUAUCUCCAUGACCGGCUAUCCUGCACCAUUCGUCAUCUCCGGAGCUGCAGUCGGCACGAUCGGAUGCGGUCUGUUUAUACAUUCGAUAUCGGUACCAGCACAGGGAAAUGGAUUGGAUAUCAAAUUCUAGCUGGCGUUGGCAACGGAUUCGGUGUCCAAGUCCCAAUAAUUAUGGCACAGGGAAACACAGAUGCACAUGAUAUGGGGGCCACAACUGCUAUUCUUAGCUUCCAAACUAUUGGGGGUGCCUUUAUGCAAUCCGGUGCCCAAGCCGCGUUCGCAAACCGGCUACUCACUGAACUCCCGAACGCCGCCCCGAACGUCGACCCUUCGGCUGUGGUAGCCACAGGAGCAACAGAGUUACAAAUCAUUUGGCCUCGAGCCUCCACGGAGUCCGUCUUGCGUAUAUGGACGGAAUUAAAGUGA